AAUUUUUCCGCUUCUCAUCCAUUUCAACUCAACUCUCGAGAGCUACUGCCUUUCUACGGACUCAGUUUUCUACCAUCUUGUUGGUCAACUGCAUUCAUUCGUCCGUCUGUCUGCUUAUUUUUUCUGAUGCACUUAUAUCUGAACUUCGGAAUCCUAAAUUGAAGAUUACUGCACUUUGGGAUUUUGCCACUUUUUUUGGUUCCCUAGUUCGUUUAUGGUUGGUAUGCCAUACUGCUGACAAGAUUUGCAAUGCCAAUCAACGAUGCAUUCAUAGCCUGAGACGUCUGAGAGAUUUUGCCAUAUUGGAUAUUAACCCUUCGUAUCAGCGCAGUCAGAUUACAUUGGCGAUAGUGGAAAUUCCCAGGACGCUGCAAAAUUUCAAGUUGUUUGGGGUGAUCACGUUGUCAAAGGAUUUCUUUCUUGGGGUAUUAGAGACAACGGCAGCUUACGCAAUAAUGUUAAAAGAAUUAAACACUUAAAGGCUGGAAAACGUAGUCGAUUUUUCUAUAGGAAUUUCAUGCGGCUUGGGCAGUCAUCGGUAGUAUUACAAUAUUACGCAGCCAUGCAUGGCGAAUAGCGAAUAUUCGCGCUCGCUCAUGGCUCUCAGCUGUUAACGUGUUAAUCACCAUUAAUUGCUUCGCUCUCCUCUUUAUUGACGCUCGCUAAUGAUCAAAAAUUGACGAUGGACGUCUCGUUUGGAACAUUUCAACCUAAUUGAAUACAAUCCGAUCAACAGCACGUUGUCAUGGUGAUGGCAUUUCUCGGAAAAAUGCAUAAAGCCCAUUAGCGGGACUAUGACGGAUUAUGCAGACAUGACUGGGCUAAGGAAUCGGUUCAACGGAUCAGCCUCUGGUCUUCAUCGUCUCCUCCGCUUUCUUGGUCUUGAUUCUGCAACCGGAUCUAGCAAAUGGAAAACUAAACUUUGUGGCAGCAUUGUUUUUUUGGUUAUGUCUCAGGCUGGCCUGUACGUGUUCGUUAUACGUUCACUUCCUCAUUUUAAAGGUUUCCUCGUAAAAUUGAUUGCCAGCAUUAUCUUGUUCGACCGCUUUACCCGUUUCUUCAGCGUCUGCAGCAUUCACCUAGUUUUACUUUUGAAAUUGAACCGAUUUCUGGACUCAUUUUGCAACCAACUGAAUCCGGUUGAUAUACAGUUGUGCCUUCCUAAGUUGUCCGGAGUUCGUCGUUUCGCCACCGCCGGAGUAGUUUGGACCCUUUUCGUGUGUAACAGUCAAGCCAUUUGCGCAACAUACGUGGAGCUCGUGGAAAGUAACAGGAAACAUUCUAUCUCUCUACUUGAAAGACUACAGCAAUUCAUUCGUCUCGAGAGUUAUAUGAUUUUAGAUGUGUCUGUGGUAAUCUUUUGCACCUGCGGGGAACUGUUGGUCAUCUUUUAUCGACAAUUGGCUGAAGAAGUAAUUGUUCGUCCGUCUUCAAAAGAAUUUUUCCGCUUCUCAUCCAUUUCAACUCAACUAUCGGGAGCUACUGCCUUUCUGCGGACUCAGUUUUCUACAGUUUUGUUGAUCAACUGCAUUCAUUCGUCCGUCUGCCUUCUUCUGUUUUCUGAUGCAUUUAUAUCUGAACUUCGGAAUCCUAACUUGAAGAUUACUGCACUUUGGACCUCUAUCACUUUGGUUGAUUGCCUAGUUCGCUUAUGGUUGAUAUGCCAUACUGCCGACAAAAUUUUCAAUGCCAAUCAACGAUGCAUUCGUAGCCUGAGAUGUCUGAGAGACUGUACCAUAUUGGAUAUUAACCCUUCGUAUCAGCGCAGUCAGAUUACAUUGGCGAUAGUGGAAAUUCCCAGGACGCUGCAACACUUCAAGUUGUUCGGGAUGAUCACGUUGUCAAAGCAACUCGUUCUUGGGGUAUUGGAGACAACCGCAGCUUACAUAAUAAUGUUAAACGAAUUAAAAAGUUAGAAGUAGAUGUAAGUUAAAUGUUUUUUUUUAACUAAUGCUUAAUACUGUUUUACGUACUUGUAACUUGACACUGCAAAAACAACU
Daphnia carinata is the source of this 2000-nucleotide messenger RNA. RefSeq lists its product as uncharacterized. The record is from RefSeq and is a predicted model, not a curated record. NCBI's taxonomy places the organism in Eukaryota, Metazoa, Arthropoda, Branchiopoda, Diplostraca, Daphniidae. The transcript has 9 exons. The coding region runs from base 795 to 1916 and encodes 373 amino acids.